AUGAGUGCUAGCAGCGCUUCAACAAGGCCGUUACUUGAAAUCGCUUGCUUUGAUGGCAAAUCAGGAAUUCAUGCUGCAGAAGGAGGCGCUGAUCGAAUUGAAUUAUGCCAUGACUAUAAGUCCGGGGGUCUUUCCCCUGAUCCGGCCGUGUUGGUUGAAUUGAAAGCUCAAGUUGACAUUCCAGUUUAUGUGAUGAUUCGUCCACGCCCCAACGACUUUUUCUACAAUAAUGAAGAAUUUCAAGUCAUGAAAUCCACGAUCAUCACGUUGGGAAAGGUGGGGGCGGAUGGCUUUGUUUUUGGCAUUCUUAGCUCCGUCUCUUCGGAGAUUGACGUCAACCGAAAUAAACAGCUGGUUCAACUGGCCGGUGGAAAGCCAUGUACUUUCCACCGUGCUUUUGACUGUAUCCCUGAACAAAAUUGGGGCACAUCACUAAGUCAGCUAGCAGAAUGCGGCUUUUCUUCCAUCCUUACGAGCGGGGGGCCAUCGGGGAAUACAGCCAUGGAGUGCAUUGCCAAGCUCGGUGAACUAUUCCAGCAGGUGGAUUUGGUGCAAUCUAGAAUGGCCUCUGGCUUUCGAGUCCCAGAAAUUAUUGUUGGCGGCGGUGUGAGAUCUUCAAAUGUUCAAUUGCUGUGGGAGGAAACCCAAGCGCGUGUUUUUCAUUCCAGUGCAUUGGUUUCAAGUAGCCAGUUCGCUUCGGCUGGUGAAGUGAGAGCCCUGCUUCAGUCCCUUCAGGGUCCAUCAAUCCCAAAUAAUGUCCAGUAG
Penicillium verhagenii is the source of this 765-nucleotide messenger RNA. Its product is annotated as copper homeostasis protein CutC. The transcript has 2 exons. NCBI's taxonomy places the organism in Eukaryota, Fungi, Ascomycota, Eurotiomycetes, Eurotiales, Aspergillaceae. Gene Ontology annotation, molecular function: copper ion binding. The record is from RefSeq and is a predicted model, not a curated record. The coding region runs from base 1 to 765 and encodes 254 amino acids.